Durusdinium trenchii is the source of this 1681-nucleotide messenger RNA. Lineage: Eukaryota; Dinophyceae; Suessiales; Symbiodiniaceae. The record is from the annotation of a GenBank genome assembly.
GCAGUUCUUUUGAACAUAUCCGGCUGCAACGACGUAUCGCCUUCAUCACGGACCUCUUGGGUCUCAGUCGGACCUCUAGUUAAUGAAACGCGCUUGGAGAAAGUUUGGGCUCACCCAGGCCUAGUCACCAACAGGCAAAUCAAAACUAAACCGGUGCCAUGGAAGUCAUGGUCCUGGUGGACCCUGUGUCCACCGGAGCUGUGAUGGCAGACAUCGCGUCCUCUCGUGGUUUCAAAGUGCUGGUUCUUUGGAGUAAAAUGUGCUCUCCAGGUUCUGGUCCAGGUGCCGUGAUCCAAGGGACCUACGAAGCAGUGGAAGAGCAAGCGUCCAUUCCAGCGACCAUCAAGGCCAUCAGAGAUACUCUUCGUCGCGUUCCAAGCUCUGCAACAAAGAUCAGCGCUUGCAUCCCUGGCUUUGAAACCGGAGUGAUGUUGUCGAACCUCGUCUCUUUGCACUUGGGCCUCCUACCCCAUGGCUCGGGGAACGCGCCCUUCAAGGGCGGCGACCGUCAGAACAAGCACGUGCAGCAGAAGGCGCUGGAGAAGUUUGGAUUGAGGACGGUUCGUGAAGUGUUUGGCUACACAUGGGAAGAUGUGGAGGAUCGCUUGAGGAAUUUGGGGCUUCCAAUAGUGGUGAAACCGGUCCAGUCUGGUGGCAAUGAUGGAGUGAAACUUUGCCAGUCACUGCAAGAAGUAGAGGAACACUUUAGCCACCUGUGCAACACCAAAAGGAAACUACAAUCCUCCAGCGCUGGGAUUUUGCUCCAGGAAUUUCUGGUUGGCCAGGAGUAUAUUGUUGAUCAUGUCUCACGGAAUGGAGUGCACAAGACCGUAAUGACUUGGGUCUCCGAGAGGCAAGCUGCAAAUGGAGGGGACUUCGUCUACUUGGCCACGCGACCCCUCCAGGCCAAGGAUUGUCCAUCUGAGGUGAUCUCAUACGUUCGUGCAGUGCUUGAUGCGUUGCAGAUUCGCAAUGGAGCAACUCAUUCUGAGGUCAAGAUGACUCCUCAUGGCCCUUGCCUUGUAGAAGUGAACCUGCGCAUGAUGGGGGCCAACGGAGCGUAUGUGUCGUUGGCACGGCUGCUCACGGGGACAUCACAUCCAGAUGCAACUUUGGACUCUUUGAACCCGGAGCUUUUUGACGCACUCCCUGAUGUUCCCAGAGACUUCAAGACUUCAGGUUUGAUCGUAUCUCUGGUGUCGUACUCAUUUGGCAUAGUGGCAAGCACACCUGGCUUUGACAGAAUGAAGAAGCUGGCUUCAUUUUUGGAAUUGCAUACUUCCAUUUCAUAUGGAUCUGCAGUCAAACCCAGCGUCGACGCUUUCACCAUGGCCGGCUACUUGGUGCUGGCUGGUUCAUGUGAGCAGAUUCGGGAAGAUGUUGCGCAAGUGCGACGCUUCGAAAAGGAAGGUUUGUUUUGCUUUGCAGAUGAGAGACAAAGGUGUUUCUCUGGCGGGCCAUAGCCGCCUAGCCAGUAAGCAAUGCCUGAAUCGAAUCCACGCAAACUUUGCUGCUCAGAUGCGCUUGUACAGCUUGUGCGCUGAAACCAUUCCUUCCUCAUGUUGAUCCAUCUUGAUCCAUUUUGUGUCAAUGGCACCCAGCAUGUUGGAGUCUUAGCCGCGUUGGGCUAGCUUUGCACCCUUGGACCGGAGAAAGAAAGAACAUUUGGUUGAAGAGCAAG